AUGUCUCCACCAACUAGCAAAAACGAAACACAAGCUUUCCCAGGUGUUGUGGGUUUUUGGAGAAUGCACAUUGCAAAUUACAGUAUGAUUGUAAGUCCUCUCUACCAUGUGACACAGAAGAAAAAUGAUUUUGAAUGGGGUCCUGAACAGCAACAAAGUUUUGAACAAAUUAAACAGGAGAUUGUUCAUGCAAUGGCGCUUGGGCCAGUCUGGAUAGGACCAGAUGUUAAAAAUGUGCUCUACACCACAGCUGGGGAGAAUGGCCCUACUUGGAGUCUUUGGCAGAGAGCACCUGGGGAGACCCGAGGCCGACCCCUUGCGUUCUGGAGUUGGGGAUACAGAGGAUCUGAGGCCCGAUACACUCCAACUGAGAAGGAGAUACUGGCAGCAUAUGAAGGAGUUCAAGCUGCGUCAGAAGUGAUUGGUACGGAAACACAACUUCUCUUACCACCUCGACUGCCAGUGCUGGGCUGGAUGUUCAAAGGGAGGGCCUCCUCCACACAUCAUGCAACUGAUGCUACAUGGAGUAAGUGGAUCUCACUGAUCACACAAGGAGCUUGUGUAAGAAAUUCUAUCUGCCCUGGAAUUCUGGAAUUGAUCACGAACUGGCCAGAGUGUGAAGACAGUGAAAUAUCACCAGAGAAGGAGACGACACGUGCUGAAGAGGCCCCAUCGUACGAGGAACUUCCAGAAGACGAGAAGCGCAUGAGUAUUGCGUAAUUAUGUGACUCCAGGACAUGGCACCUGUGGAAAACGUCAAAGGUAGUGAGAUGUGGCAGCACUGCCCUGAUGCUGCUCAUCUUUCUCAGGGAGCCCCUUGAACAAUUUUUUGGAAGAACUAUGAUUAAGAAUUAUAAAGCAAUUGUUUUUCUCUGUAAAGUAAAAAAGAAUAAGAGGUUCUAUUUGGUUAUGUAGUUCACCUACACUAUCUACUACUGUUCAAUAAAUAUCUUUGAAAUGUACUAACAAUAUCAUAUUAAUACUAAAGACCGUCUGCUUGAGCUGUAACACUUCCUCUGAUGCCUGAUAUGUAGUGGGCUCAUCUGUUUGCACUUAGCACAAACACUUCCUAAAGAGGCAAAAUAGAUGCACCAGUUAGCUGUCUGGUACUGUUUUGUUUGGAAGUUUUCUGUUCUGCAGUCAAGCUUUUUUAUUUUGCUAAAAGAUAUAAGCUGUCUGAGCUGGAAAGUGCUCCAGCCCAAAUCCAUUUUGCUGUUGUAAUGGUAAAUGCUGGAUCAGAUUUGCUUUUCGUAUUGAGUGCAAUACAUCAUUUUGGCAAAGCAGGUAGCUAGGUACUUUAGAAGCAGCAAUACCUACCACAACAGUAAACCAAAUGUUUCUUUAGAAAACACUUGAAAAGAUAAGUGAAUAAACUCUUAUCAGAUUCUUAGCUCUGAGUAGAGGCAGGUGCUUUAAAACUAAGCUAUUCAUAGAUUUAAUGCAGUUACAGUGGUGACUUGCUCCAUGGAGAGAAAAGGGGUGUAUAACUUUUGCUGAUACGACUAUGUUCAUGGGACAAAAGCUUGAUUUGCUUCUUUGCUAGAAAAUUCAACUCCUCUCCCUCCUCUUUGCCAGUAAAAGACUUCAGCUUGGGCAAAGUUUCCCUGAAGGAUGGAGAAGGAUUCACUUGAAUGGAGUUGUAGAGUACAAAGGGACCAUUUCUGUCUGCCACAGAAGCUGCUGACCUCCAUCCCCUCUGUUGGGGCAGCUCAUGCCCUGUGAGUCUUCCAGUAACUGUGUGCAUAGAAGAGGAUAGACUGGAAAAUAGUUUUUGCCAUUCUACCUUCUUUUCCAAAUGAUGUUCAUAAAACAAGGUCACUCACACCAGCAGCCAGUGUGGCACCAGGAGCUACACACAAGCAGCAAGUCCUGUGGCACAGAACUCCUUGAGCUGUAGAUGGGAUCAUGCCAUGGGCUUUAGCACAGUCUUACAGCACCUCUGAGAAGAACUGUCCAGCCACCUCAACCCUCUUCUGCCAAACUGGGCCUGCUCCCCAGCCCUCCUUUUCUCCAUGGCAGACAGCAGCACUGAAACACAAUUGGUUUUUUGCCCCAGAGAUCUUAUUUUUUAAAUAAACACAGCAUCUAUAUUUCUGAGUGUAGUUGCAGUACCACAUAAUCCACCCCAGGAUGGUAUCUCAAAAAUAAACUGUUUUUAGAAAAUGAAAUAGCAUAUGAUGUUGUUUCUUUGGUUAUGUGCUAUACUUCUAUUAAAAUAUACUCAAGUGUAUGGGGAGCAAAAAGAAAAAGCAUAAAUUCAUAUACAAUUCUUUUCAGCUGCAAACAGUGGCAGGUAUACGCAAAACAUUUCUCAAAAUAUCCCUCUUCUAUCACACUGAAAACUAAAUUUCUCAGUUAUACUCAUCAUAUAACUUAACAGACACAAAUAUAGCCUGCUUUUUAUAUAGAUAUGCAGAAAAUCUGUCACCAUUGUUUGAUUCCCUACCAAUAGGAUUUAACUUUUAACUUCUGCUUUUAAAUUCAGUCCUAAUGUAGCUACACUGUAUGUAUAUAUUCCUUCAGUAAUUAAUGUGUAUUUUCUCCAAGCAAGAUAUGUUUCCAGACUGUAUUGCUUGAAUAUUAAUCCAUUGGUAUACAGAAUUACAAUGUGCCUGUGUUUUCUGAGUAUUAUAACUGUGAAAAUAAAGAGCAUAUC
Colius striatus (speckled mousebird) is the source of this 2656-nucleotide messenger RNA. RefSeq lists its product as uncharacterized. The record is from RefSeq and is a predicted model, not a curated record. Lineage: Eukaryota; Metazoa; Chordata; Aves; Coliiformes; Coliidae. Bases 1 to 720 code for a protein of 239 amino acids. The transcript has 2 exons.